GCUGCCAGUCCACCAGAGCGGAGCGAGGCAGCGGAGCCGAGAAACGGAGAAAUAUUAACCAAUAGGAUUGCACAAAAUCUCCGCUCCUCUUAAGUGGACAGGGACUUGCGAGCUAGUUUAAAAUUUCAUAUAAAACCGGUAUGCGGAGCGGGGAAACGGAGCGGGGAAACGUGCGGGGAUGCGGAGCGGGGAAACGGAGCGGGGAAACGUGCGGGGAUGCGGAGCGGGGAAGCGAGUGCGGGCGCGGGCGCACUUUGCGCCGGCAGUGUGCCGCCGUAUUCCGACCAGUGCGUAUGUGACCGAAGAUAAUGGAUGAAAAACUUAUUGAAAGUGUGAAAAAGUUUCCGUGCAUUUGGAACACAUCUUCAGAAUUUUACAAAUGCAACGAAACAAAAGAUGCUGCGUGGGACCAAAUUAUCAUUGAAACAAACAUAUCGGAUGUUACAACUGCCAAGUCGCGAUGGAAACAACUGAGAGAUAACCAUCGGGAUGCCUUAAAAAGACAAAAUGCAACAAGGAGUGGACAGGCUAGAAAACAACGAAAAGAAUGGAAAUAUCAAAAAGCCAUGUCAUUUUUAUUGCCUUACAUGAGUAACAGAGACCGGUUAACAAAUUUUACGCCCCUGGACCACUCAGUAAGCGAAACUUCAAAUCCGCCAAAUACCAUUGAAGAGAGUUCACGGGAAUCAUGCAAUUUUUUGCCAUCAAAUUCAAAUAAUCUUCCUUCUGCCGAUUAUCCUAAGAAUCCAACAGCUUCGGAAUCUCUUCCAUCAACAUCCAAAAAAAGAAAGAACGAUGAAAUUCUAGAUUAUUUAAAAAAAAAUCAAGAACGCCGCGAAGUGUUGGAACGAGAACGGAUAGAACUUAAAAACAUGAUGUCAGCCAGUGAUAAAUACGAUGAAAUAGACUUAUUUUUUUUAAAUUUGGCUGCAUCGACAAAAAAGCUGCCGUAUUAUUUUCAACUUCAAAUUAAAAAAACCUGCUUUAAUGCGGUAAUGUCAGCUGAAGAAAGUAAUCUUCAACAUAGUUGGUAUUCUCCGAAUAAUUAUGGUUAUUCUACAGGCUCAACACCUACAUCAGAUAACAUCAACACUAGUAUCGAUACUCCUAGUGCUUCAGAUAAUAUCAACACUAGUAUCAAUAUUCCUAGUGCUUCAGAUAAUAUCAACACUAGUAUCAAUAUUCCUAGUGCUUCAGAUAAUAUCAACACUAGUCUUAAUAUUCCUAGUGCUUCAGAUAAUACCAACACUAGUGUCAAUAUUCCUAGUGCUUCAGAUAAUAUUAACACUAGUAUCAUUAAUCCUAGCGCUUUACAAAUUCCAACAACCCAGGAUAUUGAAACAUCUGCAGCAGAGCCAACAGAACCCAAUGAAAAUGCGGUCAAUUUUGAGACAGAUUACGAUUUUUAAAUUAAUAUAACAUGGCUUCUAUAACUGUAUGCAAAAAUAAAAGUUACUUUGAUUUAAAA
Leptidea sinapis is the source of this 1468-nucleotide messenger RNA. RefSeq lists its product as uncharacterized. Gene Ontology annotation, biological process: regulation of transcription by RNA polymerase II. The record is from RefSeq and is a predicted model, not a curated record. The coding region runs from base 309 to 1409 and encodes 366 amino acids. The transcript is spliced from 2 exons. NCBI's taxonomy places the organism in Eukaryota, Metazoa, Arthropoda, Insecta, Lepidoptera, Pieridae. Gene Ontology annotation, cellular component: nucleus; transcription regulator complex.